GAGCCGGGCGGGCCAGGGACAGCGAUGAGCUGGGAGCUGCUGUUGUGGUUGCUGGCGCUGUGCGCUCUGAUCCUGCCCCUGGUGCAGCUCUUGCGCUUUCUGCGGGCGGAUGCGGACCUGACAUUGUUGUGGGCUGAGUGGCAAGGGCGACGCCCAGAAUGGGAGCUGACCGACAUGGUGGUGUGGAUUACUGGAGCAUCAAGCGGCAUUGGUGAGGAACUGGCUUUCCAGUUAUGUAAACUCGGUGUCUCUCUGGUGCUGUCAGCCCGAAGGGUGCAGGAGCUGGAGCGGGUGAAGAGAAGAUGCCUGGGUAGGAAUUGUCUGAAGGACUGCAUGUUUUUCCUUAUUUACCUUCUUGGUAUUGACAUUUUGGUCAACAACAGUGGAAGAUCCCAGCGUUCCUUAGUUCUAGAAACCAGCUUGGAUGUCUUCAAGGAGCUGAUAAAUCUGAACUACAUAGGGACGGUGUCCUUGACCAAGUGUGUCCUGCCUCACAUGAUAGAGAGGAAACAAGGGAAGAUUGUGACCGUGAACAGCAUCGCGGGGAUUGCCUCUGUGUCCCUUUCCAGUGGCUACUGUGCCAGCAAACAUGCUCUUCGGGGUUUUUUCAAUGCCCUCCUUAGUGAGCUUGGCCAAUAUCCAGGCAUAACACUUUGCAACAUUUACCCGGGGCCUGUGCAGUCCGACAUUGUGAAGAACGCCCUCACUGAGGAAGUAAAUAAGUCCAUGAGAAACAACAUAGACCAGAGUUACAAGAUGCCAACGAGCCGCUGUGUGCGGCUGAUGCUCAUCGCCAUGGCCAAUGAUCUGAAGGAAGUUUGGAUCUCUGACCAUCCUGUGCUGUUGGGGGCAUACAUAUGGCAGUAUAUGCCAACCUGGGCCUCAUGGCUAAACUGCAAGUUGGGGAAGAAAAGAAUCCAAAACUUUAAGAAUAAUUUGGAUCCAGACUUGCCUUAUAAAUUCUUGAAGGCAAAGAAGGAUUGAAACAACCUCCAGGGAUAUCUGAGCCACUUGUUGAGAAUGAAAAAAAACAGCGUAUGUACAGUAAGCUUGCACACAGAAGGCGGGCCGGUGACUACUUUCGGGUUUAAUUUUUGAUACAACUUUCUAUUCAGUAUGUAAUGAAUAAUAAAGAAAACUUUGUCCUGUA
Molecule: messenger RNA, 1150 nt
Organism: Mus pahari (shrew mouse)
Lineage: Eukaryota; Metazoa; Chordata; Mammalia; Rodentia; Muridae
Product: dehydrogenase/reductase SDR family member 7
Exons: 7
Coding region: 25-984 (319 amino acids)
Source: RefSeq, a predicted model, not a curated record